This is a messenger RNA of Cannabis sativa, 1648 nucleotides long. RefSeq names its product mediator of RNA polymerase II transcription subunit 31. Gene Ontology annotation, biological process: regulation of transcription by RNA polymerase II. The transcript has 7 exons. Gene Ontology annotation, molecular function: transcription coregulator activity. Gene Ontology annotation, cellular component: core mediator complex; mediator complex. The record is from RefSeq and is a predicted model, not a curated record. Lineage: Eukaryota; Viridiplantae; Streptophyta; Magnoliopsida; Rosales; Cannabaceae. The coding region runs from base 110 to 709 and encodes 199 amino acids.
UGUAAGAGUCAGACUGGGUUCUGAUUAAGGAGCCUCCCCUUCAUCUGUUUCCUUGAAUUAAUUCCUCAAAAAUAAUUUGAAUUUUUUUCUAAGCUGCUCGAGCUUUUCUAUGGCUUCUGGCAAAGAUAGUGACGAUUCAUCCGAAUCUCCAUCUUCGCAAAAGAGCAUAUACAAGGAUCCAGAUGAUGGGCGGCAGCGUUUCUUGCUUGAACUGGAGUUUGUUCAAUGCCUUGCUAACCCUACUUACAUCCAUUAUUUGGCUCAGAAUCGCUAUUUUGAAGAUGAGGCUUUCAUUGGAUACUUGAAGUACCUUCAGUAUUGGCAGCAGCCGGAGUACAUGAAGUUUAUAAUGUAUCCUCAUUGCCUAUAUUUUCUUGAACUUCUCCAAAAUGCAAACUUUCGUAAUGCAAUGGCACAUCCUGGCAGCAAGGAGUUGGCACAUAGACAGCAAUUUUACUUCUGGAAGAACUACAGAAACAAUCGAUUAAAGCACAUAUUACCAAGAUCACUUCCCGAACCUCCUGCUCCCACUCCUGUACCACCUCAGCAAUCCAUGCCACCUGUGGCUGCUUCAACUAUUGGAAUGGCUGCUGCUCCUGGUCCUGUUCUUUCUCCCAUGCAAUAUGCUAACCCCCAAGGAUCUUCUCUUCCAAAAACUGAUAUGAGGAAUACUGGGGCUGAUAGAAGAAAGAGAAAGAAGGAUGGUUAGGCUGACAUCAUUUUUUAAACUGUAAUCCAAGAUGCUAGAUAAGGUUUCGAGCUGUGUUAUUGUGUCUCACCUGUUUUAUCGGCCAUAUUGUAUGUUAAUAUAGUUCUUUUAUUAAUUGGUCUGGUGUGGUCUCUUAUUCUAUGUCAUUACAUAAAUUAUGUGUCUAAAACUCCUACACGAAAAGCCUUCCAUAUUCUAUUUAAUUCAACGAUUGUUAAUCAAAUCCAUAAAUCGAUUAGCACGAGAAAAAUAAGAUAAGAGAAAAUGCGAAGAUAAUGUAGAAUAAAAAACAUGUUAAGCAUGUUCCGUACUCCUCUUUUUCUAUCUAGGCAUGUAUAGUUAUGAUAUCAACGAGUGUAUUUAGUCCAACAAAGUUGUCUGUUACUUUUGUCAUAAUAAUUAAAAUUUCCCACCAAUAAUAAUAAUAAUAAUAAUAAUAAUAAUACCAAUUCAUUCAUGAAUAUAUUUGUUACUCGUUACCGAUGCAAAUUUGCCUUUUCUUUAACCAUUUCUCAAUGCAACCCUUUACUUUUUCUUUGACCAAUUAGUAGUAAUUCUAUUUUUCUUUUUUCUUGACAAAAGUAGCAAUUCCAUUUUGUUUGGCACAUUUAACAUUGUAUUUGUAUUUUACUUCUUGCGUUAGGUCAACUAUUUAAUUAAAAAGUUGAGAAACAGGAGAAUAAUAAUAAUAAUAAUAAUAAUAAUAAUAAUAAUAAUAAUAAUAAUAAUAAUAAUUAUGAAUAUCAUCAAUUAUAUUCAUAUAAAUAAACCAUUAAAAAAAGAGAAGAAAAAAAAAAAACUGAUGAUUGCAAUUUUCUCCAUAGAGCUAUAGCAGGCUUAAUUUAGUUUUAGUAUUAAAUUGUAUGAUGACAGCACUAUAUUAAUAGAUAAAGACCAGAUCAGGAUCUGAUAUUUCUCCAAAAUUAAAAAAAAUAAAAA